Molecule: messenger RNA, 1652 nt
Organism: Nematostella vectensis (starlet sea anemone)
Lineage: Eukaryota; Metazoa; Cnidaria; Anthozoa; Actiniaria; Edwardsiidae
Product: cyclopentanol dehydrogenase
Exons: 5
Coding region: 43-915 (290 amino acids)
Molecular function (GO): oxidoreductase activity
Source: RefSeq, a predicted model, not a curated record
GGUCACCACCGAGAGUACAGUGGUACGGGCCGAUGCUCAAGAAUGACUGAAGCGACUGAAGCAGUUAUUACCACAGGCAGCAUACGUGCACAUCUAGAGGGAAGAUUUCAUGGCCGUGUAGCCAUUGUAACCGGUGGCGCGUCUGGUAUUGGUAAAGCUACGGUAGAAAGGCUAGCACGCGAAGGAGCGAGUGUAGCCAUUCUCGAUAUCAACGACGAGCUUGGUCAGCAAGUAGAAACGGAUUUACGAUCGUCAGGUAACAAGGUAAAAUUCUACCACGUCGAUGUCGCUAACAAGGAUAUGUGCGCGCACGUAGUAGGCUGUGUAGCGGCUGACCAUGGAAGCGCCGUCCAUAUCUUGGUUAACAACGCUGCAUACUUUGGAUCAAAAGGCCUAGAUGUAGAAGAGAAAGACUGGCACAAAACUAUGUCUGUGAAUGUGCAAGGUUAUGCCAACAUGGUGCAAGCUUGUCACCCAUACAUGAAAACAGCAUGCGAUACCGGUCCAUCAGGAGCUGUGGUAAACCUCGCCAGUAUAAGCGCCCAUCGAGCUCAGCCCGUGCACUGGACAUACUCGUCGAGCAAAGGUGCCAUUAUCUCCAUGACCAAAUGCAUGGCGCUAGACCUGGCCAAGGACCACAUCAGGGUCAACUCGCUAUCGCCAGGGUGGACGUACAGCCCUGAGGUAGCCAGGGCGGCUGGGGAUGACCGCGCGAGAUGGGAGCCUCUCUGGGGUCCCUACCACAUGCUCAACAGGCUAGGGGAGCCCGCUGAGAUAGCAGCAGCUAUCUCCUUUCUCUGCAGUGAGGAUGCGUCUUUUAUAACUGCCGCUGACCUUCCAGUGGAUGGAGGGUACCUUGGAAUGAGCGCCGAGGGUUUCGGGAAAAACUCCGUAUUUGCCGGCUCGGGGAAUUAGUGAAUCGAAAAUUCAUAAAACAAUAUAGACAUUUAAAGUUUUCUCUUAUCUGUUAUGUUGCAAAGUAAACUAAAUAACGAACAUUGAUCUUAGGCCUGGCUAAACUAGGCGACAUGUCGAGCGCGACAAGAAGCGUGAUGUAGCAAGCUACAUGUCUUCUAGUUUAGCUAGGCCCUUAGUAAAUCUCAUCAAUGAACACGCUUUUGACACAAAAAUGGCGGACACUUGCAGGUCCCGAAUGCACGCAGGGUUCCCGUACAUAGCGCAGGGUUCCCAUACAUAGCAUAAUGUUCUUAAACAUAGCGCAGGGUUCAGUUUCAAAGCGCAGGGUUCCCAUACAUAGCAUAAUGUUCUUAAACAUAGCGCAGGGUUCCUAAACAUAGCGCAGGGUUCCCAUACAUAGCAUAAUGUUCUUAAACAUAGCGCAGGGUUCCCAUACAUAGCAUAAUGUUCUUAAACAUAGCGCAGGGUUCCUAAACAUAGCGCAGGGUCCCCAUACAUAGCGCAGGGUUUCCAAACAUAGCGCAGGGUUCCCAUACAUAGCGCAGGGCUCCCAGACAUAGCGCAGGGAUCCCAUACAUAGCGCAGGGAUCCCAAACAUGGUAGGACGGUUCGAUACACGACCAUCUCCCACCAACAUUUAAUAAUCUACAAACAUCAGUUUUAUAUCAAUCUUCACACUUAGCUCGAGCUAUUGACUGGUUCAAACAGGAGAAAUAAAAAACAGCUGUACGAAA